Messenger RNA from Dipodomys ordii (Ord's kangaroo rat), 1527 nucleotides. RefSeq names its product starch binding domain 1 (gene Stbd1). The transcript has 2 exons. NCBI's taxonomy places the organism in Eukaryota, Metazoa, Chordata, Mammalia, Rodentia, Heteromyidae. Bases 49 to 1086 code for a protein of 345 amino acids. Gene Ontology annotation, molecular function: glycogen binding; starch binding. The record is from RefSeq and is a predicted model, not a curated record. Gene Ontology annotation, cellular component: membrane.
CUCGUUCCAGUGGCCGUGUACUACAGCCGCCGCCGCCGCUUCCCAGCCAUGGGCGCCGUCUGGUCCGCCCUGCUGGUCGGAGGAGGUCUAGCGGGAGCGCUUUUCGUGUGGCUGCUGCGGGGAGACCCCGGGGAUGCGGAGCCGCGGAAGGGUGCGCCUCCUGGGGAGGCUUCAGCUCCCGGAGGCCAUCAGGAUGGCGGCGGCGGCGGGCUGAGUCCAGGGCUAUGCAAGCAGGAGCUGAUCACCAAACCAGAGCAUCUGCAAGAAAGCAAUGGACAUUUGAUUUCUGCAAGCAAAGGCCUGGAUAACCUGCAGGAAGCCAUGUGUGCACAGAAGAAUCUGUGUGGAGCAGAUGGGAACAAAACAAGACAGCAUUGCCCUGCUGCACAGAUUCUAGACACACACACGCUAGCUGCUUCUGAGACUGGUAACUCUGCAGGUUACUCUGAAGCUUUGAGAAAUAAAAGCCUUGAAUCUCAUGGAGAAGAACGGAGCUUCCAAAAAGGACAAAUGACACCUGCUAGUGCAGCUACCUGUUUUGGAAAGAAGCUGUCCUCUAGUGACCUGCCUGUGGACAGAGUUGGAGUGAGCCAUGCACAGCUGGACAGUCAGGCCCCAGCUGACCAGGAGGACUGGGAAGUGGUAUCUAGGCACUCAUCUUGGGGGGAUGUUGGCUUGGGUGGCAGAAUUGAGUCUUCUGGGUUAAAUGUGAGUCAGGGAAUGGACUGUGACAACACUUGUGUAGAAUUGAGAGGUUGGGAAGCAGAUCAGAAGGUCAGGUCUUCGGACUCUCAGCAAGUCAGCAUUGGGUUUCAGGUUCAUUACACUACGAGCACUGGUGCACAAUUCCUUGCAGUGACCGGAGACCACGAGAGUCUUGGGGGAUGGAAGACUUAUAUUCCACUCCACAACCACAAGGAUGGGAUCUGGUCUCAUUCUCUUUUCCUGCCAGCAGAUACAGUGGUGGAGUGGAAGUUUGUGUUAGUGGAGAAUGGGAAAGUUACACGCUGGGAAGAAUGCAGCAACAGACUUCUAGAAACUGGCCAUGAGGAUAAAGUGGUUCACAGAUGGUGGGGGGUUCAUUGAGUUAGUUGGCAGACUACUGGAGAAGUUACACCAGAAUGUGGAGAGGCUACAGUGUGGUGCACACUGAGUAAUUUAAAGUGAGUACAACUCCAAAUUUAGCCAUCAAAGUUGCUAGUGCCUUUAAUCUAAUAGGGAGAUAAAUAUGUAUACAGACAAUGCUCUCAGCAGUGUGGACUUUUUUCCUUGUUGCACUGACUGGUUGGUUUGUGCUGAUAGUCAUGUAUUUUCUUCAGGGCUUGAACCUCUUAGAGAGUGAUCUGGCCAAGCUUCCGGUGGGACUGUGGUCAAGAAGCAUAGAAGCUAAUGGGCUACAACAGGUACAAGCUAGAUGUAAUUAGUAAAGAUCUGCGGCAAUGCCCUGAGACUCCUCCAUAUUUUUGUUUGGUUUUACCUGCUGUGUAGGAAUUAGCAGAUGGCAAGUGCUUCUAUCUUAGUGAUCUA